CACCGACCUCAACUGGGCGGCAAUCGUGCGUGCAAUCGUUUAUGUGUCCGAAAGUCAUUCACGGGGAGCCCAUUUUGUAUGUGAUGGUCCGUGCAUUGUUGAUUUCCCCAUACAAAGUGGGCCGCUCACAUUUGCCCCCUUCCCGGGCUGCAACUGACACACUUUAUCUCUACUACUGUCAUCUUUUAUUCUCAAGAUGAAGAUAUUCAAUCGACCUGGUCGACUGGGUCGGCCGACAUAUCUACCUCUUUUACGCCGGUCUUCCAAUGUCGCAAUACUCGACCAAGCAGUGAAAAUUGAGGAACAAAAAAUGCCUGCAUACGAUCGGGGACUUUAUUAUGCCGUCAAACUCGGAGACGUGUUUCGCUCUCGAUAUCGGGUUAUCAGCAAGUUGGGAUUUGGUGCUACUUCUACAGUCUGGUUCCGUCGUGACCUUCUCGAGGGUCGGUGCAUCGCACUAAAAAUAUUCAUCCGCAGUUCAAAGACAAACCAAGAAGUGAGGUUCCCCGCCUCGUCAGGAACUGAUGUUUGUCUGCCUGUUUGAACCCAAUCGUAUGGGAAGGAGAAAUCGGGAAAUGUAAUGCAAUCAAACAAGAAGCGCUUUCAUAGUCUCCAGCAUUAUCUACCAAUAUUGUGAUUCCCCGCGAUCUGUCAGUGCCCUAAUUGUAAUCAGAUCAGGUAUAUCAACCUCUGUGAUUCAUCUUCUAACAAGAUUUAUCUUGUGAGGGUAACCUCAGCUCCCCUACCCCAGACUCUUAGUAUUCAUCUAUAUACUGAACUUGAAUGCGAAUCCAG
Aspergillus wentii DTO 134E9 is the source of this 795-nucleotide messenger RNA. RefSeq lists its product as uncharacterized. Bases 311 to 544 code for a protein of 77 amino acids. The record is from RefSeq and is a predicted model, not a curated record. Gene Ontology annotation, biological process: regulation of mRNA processing; spliceosomal complex assembly. NCBI's taxonomy places the organism in Eukaryota, Fungi, Ascomycota, Eurotiomycetes, Eurotiales, Aspergillaceae. The transcript is spliced from 2 exons.